GACAACGAGCGACUGGGCGGCGGAGGACGAGGAGGAGGAAGAGGAGGCCGAGCAACAAGAUGGCCCCUGCUGCAGGAGCAGCCUCAGCAGCAGCAGGUGGGAGGCCGGAGGCGGUGCUGGCGGUGGCGGCGGCAGCCGUGGCCCGGCGGCCUGGGACAGAAUCAGAGUCAACGGUGGCCUCGGCGGCGGCGGCGGCUGCCGCGGCGGUGGCGACGGCCGCGGGGACUCGGAGCUGAGAGGAGCUGCUGCUCGGACCAGCGCGGUUAUAUUUCACACUAUGUGCUGACUGUAUCUACAGAAGAUAUUUAAAAAAAAAAAAGAUAAACUUUUUUUCAAAGAUUUUGAUUCCAGUGGAAUCUUUGCUUUAGAUUUGUGUGUGUGUUUGUGUUCGUGAAUUGUAACUCCAGAAGCAAUGCCUGUACAAGCUCCACAAUGGACGGAUUUCCUCUCCUGCCCAAUUUGCACUCAGACUUUCGACGAAACAAUUCGAAAGCCCAUCAGUUUGGGUUGUGGCCAUACUGUCUGCAAGAUGUGCCUGAAUAAACUCCACCGCAAGGCUUGCCCAUUUGACCAGACCACUAUCAAUACAGACAUUGAGCUCCUCCCUGUGAACUCAGCAUUGCUGCAGCUCGUGGGUGCUCAGGUCCCUGAGCAGCAGCCUAUUACUUUGUGUAGUGGGGUUGAAGACACAAAGCAUUAUGAGGAAGCCAAGAAAUGUGUAGAAGAAUUAGCAUUGUACUUAAAACCGCUCAGCAGUGCUAGAGGAGUGGGUCUGAACAGCACUACUCAGAGUGUUCUGAGUCGCCCAAUGCAGAGGAAGCUUGUGACUCUAGUCCACUGUCAACUAGUAGAAGAAGAAGGCAGGAUUCGUGCCAUGAGGGCAGCUCGAUCUUUAGGUGAACGAACAGUUACAGAGCUCAUUCUCCAGCACCAGAAUCCUCAGCAACUCUCUUCCAAUCUUUGGGCAGCAGUAAGGGCUAGGGGAUGCCAGUUCCUUGGACCAGCAAUGCAGGAGGAAGCUUUAAAGUUGGUUCUGCUGGCCUUAGAAGAUGGUUCUGCUUUGUCAAGAAAAGUAUUGGUUCUGUUUGUGGUGCAAAGAUUGGAGCCACGGUUUCCUCAAGCCUCUAAAACUAGCAUUGGGCAUGUUGUUCAGCUCCUUUAUAGAGCCUCCUGUUUCAAGGUCACCAAACGUGAUGAAGACUCUUCUUUGAUGCAGCUGAAAGAAGAAUUUAGAACCUAUGAAGCUCUGCGGCGAGAACAUGACUCCCAGAUAGUGCAGAUUGCUAUGGAAGCAGGCUUACGAAUUGCACCGGACCAGUGGUCCUCUUUGCUUUAUGGAGACCAGUCUCACAAAUCUCAUAUGCAGUCCAUUAUUGACAAGUUGCAGACUCCAGCCUCUUUUGCACAGAGUGUUCAGGAACUAACAAUUGCUCUCCAGCGAACUGGAGACCCAGCAAACUUGAACCGACUAAGACCCCAUUUGGAGCUGUUAGCAAACAUUGACCCUAGUCCAGAUGCUCCUCCUCCUACUUGGGAACAGCUGGAAAAUGGGCUGGUUGCUGUGCGUACAGUGGUACAUGGGCUGGUUGAUUAUAUCCAGAACCACAGCAAAAAAGGAGCAGAUCAGCAGCAGCCUCCACAGCAUAGCAAAUACAAAACAUACAUGUGUCGAGAUAUGAAGCAGAGAGGAGGAUGCCCUCGUGGGGCCAGCUGUACAUUUGCACACUCACAGGAGGAACUGGAAAAAUUUCGUAAAAUGAAUAAGCGCCUGGUUCCGAGAAGACCCUUGAGUGCCUCUUUGGGUCAACUUAAUGAGGUGGGCCUGCCUUCAGCAGCUAUCCUUCCAGAUGAAGGUGCAGUGGAUCUCCCUAGCAGAAAACCUCCUGCUCUGCCAAAUGGAAUUGUAUCAACAGGGAAUACAGUAACACAGCUUAUUCCGCGAGGGACAGACCCCAGCUAUGAUUCUAGUCUGAAACCAGGAAAAAUAGAUCAUCUGAGCAGUAGUGCUCCUGGAUCCCCUCCUGACCUGCUAGAAUCUGUUCCUAAGAGUAUUUCUGCCUUACCUGUGAAUCCACAUUCUAUACCUCCAAGGGGGCCAGCAGAUCUGCCUCCAAUGCCUGUUACCAAACCACUUCAGAUGGUACCUCGAGGUUCUCAGUUAUAUCCAGCACAACAGACGGAUGUUUAUUAUCAGGAUCCUCGAGGAGCAGCUCCGCCAUUUGAACCAGCACCUUAUCAGCAGGGUAUGUAUUAUACUCCACCACCACAAUGUGUGUCCCGCUUUGUCCGACCUCCACCAUCUGCUCCUGAACCUGCUCCUCCCUACUUGGAUCAUUAUCCACCCUACCUCCAAGAACGUGUUGUAAACUCUCAGUAUGGCACACAGCCACAGCAGUACCCACCUAUAUACCCAUCUCACUAUGAUGGCCGUCGAGUGUACCCUGCUCCGUCUUACACAAGAGAAGAGAUAUUCCGAGAAAGCCCUAUACCCAUUGAGAUUCCACCUGCAGCAGUACCAUCGUAUGUACCAGAAUCCAGAGAAAGAUACCAACAGAUCGAGAGUUACUAUCCAGUGGCUCCUCAUCCAACUCAGAUCAGACCUUCGUACCUCAGAGAACCUCCUUAUAGCCGGCUUCCUCCUCCUCCCCAGCCUCAUCCUAGUCUAGAUGAACUACAUCGCCGACGAAAGGAAAUAAUGGCCCAGCUAGAGGAAAGAAAGGUUAUCUCUCCACCUCCUUUUGCACCUUCACCAACCUUGCCUCCUACCUUUCAUCCGGAAGAAUUUUUGGAUGAAGACUUGAAGGUAGCUGGGAAAUACAAAGGAAAUGAUUAUAGCCAAUACUCUCCCUGGUCAUGUGACACCAUCGGCUCCUACAUUGGAACCAAAGAUGCAAAACCCAAAGAUGUUGUGGCAGCAGGGAGUGUGGAAAUGAUGAAUGUGGAGAGUAAAGGAAUGAGGGACCAGCGAUUAGAUCUUCAGAGAAGAGCAGCAGAAACCAGUGAUGAUGACCUCAUCCCAUUUGGAGACCGACCAACAGUGUCUCGGUUUGGUGCCAUCUCACGAACUUCCAAAACUAUAUAUCAGGGUGCUGGUCCAAUGCAGGCUAUGGCACCUCAGGGAGCUCCUACAAAAUCUAUUAACAUUUCAGAUUAUAGUCCAUAUGGAACCCACGGUGGCUGGGGAGCUUCUCCAUAUUCACCUCAUCAAAACAUACCUUCUCAGGGACACUUCAGUGAGAGGGAGAGAAUAUCUAUGUCAGAAGUGGCCAGUCAUGGAAAACCCCUUCCAUCUGCUGAGAGAGAACAGCUACGACUAGAAUUGCAGCAAUUGAACCAUCAGAUUAGCCAGCAGACCCAGCUACGUGGACUAGAGGCUGUUAGUAACAGGCUGGUGUUGCAGAGGGAGGCAAACACCCUGGCAGGCCAGUCACAGCCCCCACCACCGCCACCUCCAAAAUGGCCUGGGAUGAUCUCAAGUGAGCAGUUGAGCUUGGAACUGCACCAGGUGGAAAGGGAAAUCGGGAAGAGAACACGGGAACUGAGUAUGGAAAACCAGUGUUCUCUGGACAUGAAAAGCAAACUGAAUACAAGUAAACAAGCAGAAAAUGGACAACCAGAACCACAAAACAAGGUUCCGGCUGAGGACCUUACAUUGACAUUCAGCAGUGAUGUACCAAAUGGAUCAGCCUUGACACAAGAGAAUAUCAGCCUCCUAUCAAACAAGACCAGCUCUCUGAACCUGUCAGAGGACCCUGAGGGAGGAGGGGAUAAUAAUGACUCCCAGAGAUCAGGAGUUACUCCCAGUUCUGCUCCUUAAAAUAUGAGGAGUCCUACUUUUAUCUUCUGCUCCUAAUCAGUUUGUCGGGCAUAGGGGUAGGAGAACGCAUAACUUCUAAACUUUUUCUCUUAAGAGCGGUCAGAGAAAUCCAGGAAAUUCACCAGAGGCAAUGUGCACAAACACCACUACUAAAAACAAACCCUGCACAUAGUUCACAUUAAUGCAUUUUUUUAAUUUAAAGAAAAAGAAAAUUAGCAGUAUCUGCAAGCAAUUCAGAUUAAAUUUGUUUUUGUUCUGUGAAUGAACUUUAUUUUAAUAACUUUGGACGCCUUGGAUCCAGGGCUUUAAAAAAAAAAGAUAUUAUAUAUACACUCUGUUUGAUUAAUUGUAUGAUCUUAAUGAAGUAGGUUUUCUUGUAUUUUGGUAUUACAUACCCAGUGUAUAAUUUGUAUAAUUCCUCACCCCCAAUCCUUAUCAAUUCUCACCACCCCAUAAACUUAAAACAGACCAAAAAUGUCAGCUUUCAGAGAAUUCUGUGGUGCUUGAGAAACAGACAGUACUAGACUGAGUUAUUAGAAAAUGUGCAGCAAACCAACUUUUCCCAGAGCUGUUAUUUGGAAUUCUUUAUCCCUUUCUAGAUCACUAGCUUCAUUGGAUACGUAUAUUUUUCUUGACAUUGAAGCUUUUUGUUUGUUUGGGAGGGUUUUAUUUCUUGUUUUUAUUUUCAACUUUUCAAAUAGAAUUACCAAUUUUGAAGUCCUCAUUUUCAUAUUAAGGAUCAUUUGCAUUCUCUUAAUAUAAUCAGAAAGCUGAUUCAGUGUUUAAUUAGAUUUAAAUGUUGAUCAAGAAUUAACUGUAACUUACUAGCACUGAAAAUACAUGUUUGGUGUUUCGCCUGCGUUCAGCUCAUGGUUGGAAAUUUGAAGCAGUGCUUUUCAAAUUAAACUUUUGCUGACAUCAUAGGAUGCUAAAAAACAAGGACAAUCAACUAUGUUUUAAAACUGCAACAUUUGAUUUGAACUUAAAAUGAAUAGAGCCACAUUAUUUUAAUGGAUGUUUUGUUUUACUUGUGAACUGAUUGAGUCUUAAGGAUAGUUUAUGAAUUGAUCACUUGUUGCUCAGAAUCAUUAGUAUAAGUAGGUAGGAAAUAGUUUGAAGUCAUUUUUCAUAGACUUAACUGUCCAAUGUUGCAAAUGUUUCUUCAUGAAAAUAUUGAAAAGAGUAAGGUUUUUUUUUUUUUUAAUUCUGCUGCACAUAUUCUGAUGCCAUGUGUCUGUGCUUAAUUAACUAAGACCCUAUAAAACGUGUUUAGUGGGGACUGUUUGAUAUAGUUGCCCUCUCCAUUCCUCUAUUUGCCUGAUUUUUUUCAGUUUCCCUUUCUGUAUUUUACUACUAAAUUAGAAAGCACUGGUUAUGUAAUAAGUUACUACAUUGCUUUGGUUGAGUAAAAACAAGAGUUUAUAUUUUUCUUGUUUCUUAUUUUCUUAACCCUUAACUCCUGCUGAGGUCAUAACAACCUCAGUCUAAGCUCUGUGUCCAUCAUACUGUUAACUUAAACAAAUGGGUGGUGGGGGUGGGAAGGGUAAUACAGUCCUGCCAUUGCCUACCAGUAGGAGAGUCCAAACAGAACACUCUUUUGAGUAGCAAUUAUUUAAUUUGCCCAGUCAAGGCACCGUGUUUAUAUACUAUUUCACAUUGAAUUUGAUUAUGCCCUACAGACCUGGCUGGUCAAGGAUUUGAUAUACACAUAUUGGCUUGGGAUUCGAGCUUUCUUUUUUAUUUAAAUAAAAAUUUAUAUAUAUAUUAUAUAUAUACAUAUAUACAUAGCUAUAUCUGUAUAUAUAUUGGGUAUGUUUUAAGGAUUUUUUCGCAUGAGCGCAGCUGUUGCGAUAAAUUGACCGAUUGGGAGGUGGUAGAAGCACUGAAUGAAGGUGAGGCUUUUUUUUUUUCCAGUUUUCUUAUACAUUUGUCUUCUUUUUUUAAAAAAAAAAAAAAAAAUAUAUAUAUAUAUAUAUAUAUAUAUAUAUAUGUAUGCUUUUUCUUUUUUUUUUGGCUUUUGUUUGCUUUUUGACUUUUACUUAAAACCCUUUUACAUUUCCACUUUAAAUGCCUAUUGUUUAUUGGGAGAAGGAAAGAAACUUUUGUAUGUCUGACAGAGUCCCAAGAUUUUUCAUUUCUCUGCAUAACAGUAAAAGGCAACAUUAUUGGCCUCCAACCUUCUUUUUUUUUUUUUUUUUUUUUUUUUGGAGAGGGAGUCUGCUUCUGUUGCCCAGGCUGGAGUGCAGUGGGUUGAUCUCGGCUCGCUACAACCUCCACCUCCCGGGUUCAAGCGAUUCUCCUGCCUCAGCCUCCUGAGUAGCUGGGACUACAGGCACGCGCCACCACGUCCAGCUAAUUUUUGUACUACAACCUUCUUAUAAGCAGAUUUGGACUGAUCUUCUCCUUUGGGUAUGUCAGAUCAUCCUAAAUUUUAGAAGCAGUUGAUUCACUUUGGAAUUCAGAAUGAUUCUUGUAUUAGAAGAUAAUUUGUGGGUAUUAAUUUUUGUUUAAGUUUAAAAUAAAAGUAAAGAUUCAUUUUGGAUAUCAGUUGAAACCCCUUAGUAACUCAGUUUCUGUUAUUCUUGUUCUCAUUUCCUUUAAAUACACUUGUUCUUGGCUUUUGCCAUUUUGAUUCUGUGAAGUAGGCAGGAGCAGGGAUUAAUUUAUACAGUAUUCCUGUUCUGAACAAAACCAGAAAAGUCACUGUAUAAACUUGACUUAAAAUAGUAUCUUUCUCUUUUCAUGUAUUUUCAUUUGGGGGAAAAAAAAUCUCUUUAAUUGUAACCUGAAUUCAAGCUGUACCCCUCCAUGGUCCUACACUCUAGAGCUAAUCUGGUUGGGCAGAAAGGCAGAAGGAUGGUAUAUUGUCCCAUUGUGCCUAUAAUGUAUUUUAAAUUGGUCAUUCCACCUUACCUAAUGGAAAUUCUUGCAGCUUUCCUAGUGCUCAUCAGCGGUUUUAGGAAUUCACUAACACCCCCAAAAUUUGUUUUUUGUUUUUUGCUUUUUUUCCUUUUCCUUUUCUCUGUGAUAUCAUGAGCCUGUAAGGACAAAUGGCAUAUUUGGGCAUAACUGCUUGACUCUGUAACUACUUUUUUAAAAUCAAAAUUGAAAAGGUAUUAAUUGCUUCUGGCUUUUUAAUUUUUUUUUUUAGAGACAAAGAUGAAACCAGAUAGGAAAUACAGUUUUUAUGUUUUCUACUUACUAAAAUAUUAGUUUCUUCUAAAUAUUACUUUAUUUGUAUUUCACUAAAUUCCAAAGCAAAAAUCAGAUAUCUGAGAUGAACAAUUUUGAAUGGGUUAAGGUAGGAGUAAUAAGCAUUGUGUUCACUCAUACAUAGGUGAGGGAAUUUUAUUUAUAGCGAGAAAUAUAAAAGUAUUUUGACUUACUCUUUUUUCAAGGAGUCGCUAGGAAAGGGUAGAAGAACUGAGAAUAAGACAUCUAGAUUCCAUUUCUGGUUUAUAUGUAGCUCUUUUGCCUAAUUUAUAUAUAAUUUUGUCAUAAGAUAAGUCCAGUAACUGUCCUGUCUUAGAUAACGUACAGAGGCUGAAGUGACCAAAGAUCCAUUCCUUAUUACUUUUCUAAUUAAAAGAAGAGUUAGCUAGAUUUCUAGUAGUAGUAUUCUAGAUAUUGAUAAGACAUUAUUCCUAAUGCCAACUACAAAUAUUCAACUACUCAGAAUGUAUUUAAAAAAUUGUUUGGUACAGCAUUAAUGUUGGUGAUUCCUUUCUCCCAUCUUAUUUCCCUUCCCUUCUAUUCUUUCCCAUGUAUUUCUUUUGCCUAAAAGAAUAUUGGUAUGAUUCUCAUUUGCUACUUUGAGUAUAUAACUCCAUCAGACUUUCCAGAGUUCUUCAGGGAUGGAGCUCAAAGUUUACAUUUUUCCAUAUAUGUCUUUUUUUUUCUUGACCUUUUUCCACCCUGUAAUUUCCCCUUGACUUACCCACUGCCCUCCCCAAUCUGCAACAGUGACAGUUUGCUGCCUCAAAACAGAGCAUUCAAAUGAAUUCGCUUAGCCAAUAACUUCUGUGAAGUUGCCUUUUCUAAUGGUGUUAUUACUCAGUGAUGCACAAAUGUGGUAUUUGCCCUACUGGUAGGCAAACAAAGGUCUGGUUAAGAAUGGUAACCUGCUGUUUUCUUUAAAGGAGAGCCAAAGACUUGUGCUUUACUCUGUUUUGGUUUUGGGGGAAGUAGUAGCCAUUUUGAUCAUGAAACCUUUUAGUAUUUGUGAGUUGAUUGUACUGUGUAAGUAGAUUUAUCUAAAGUUAACUGUUAAAGUUAGCUAGCCUUAUAAAAUGUAAAAGUAAUGAAAAUUCAUCAGUUUCUCUAAGCCAGUGAAUGUCGUCUUUUGUAAUAUUGUGUAUAAGCAUUUGUGCCCACCCCAGCUUCUGCUAUCACUGUGGUCAAGUCAUGGGUCUGAGUAAAAGAAUUCUUGAGUAUGUGACUGGUGAGAAAUAACUAACUAUAGUCAGUACAUGUACAGAUUGUUAAAAUUCAAGACAAAAUACUUUCACUAAAAAAAAGGAUUCGUCUCAGUAAAGAAGUAUUCAGUUGCUGUCACUUACAUACAAAUGGUGGUGGGUAGCAGUCUCACCAUUUUUCUACUCUCUUUUUGCUCGUUUUAAAUAAUUGAGUAAAGGUUUUAUUUGUAAAAUCUAUCUGUAAAAAGCACCUGUAACGAUUUAUAUGUCAUUGAAAGGAAUGGCCCAGUUACUUUUUAGGAGAGAUUAAUAACCUACCUGGAAAUUAACUGCAGUGUUUACUUAGAUUUUUUCCCCCUAAUAAGAGUCUAAGUGUGUUAAAUUUUUAACUGAUGAUAUGGUUACAGUGUUGCAAGGUGAUCUCUUCCCCUGAAAAAUCUGCCUAUCCUUUUAAGAAAAAUUAGACCUACUAAACUAAAGCAAAUUUUACUUUCAUCAUUAGCACCUAAACAAGCAAGCAGUCUACUACUGUCAUCAUUUUACCUGAGUGCCCAUUUUGCUGAUCCACAUUCAUACCUUUCUACCUUGGACAGCUAUGAUUUUUAUAUUUAUUUGUUGCUUCAGCUCAGGUUUAUGAAAUUUUCCUGCUGAAAUGACUUAUUGGGAGUUGUAGGUUGAUUAUAGUUACUAUUAAACAUUUUCUCAAUUUAGCUUUUCUGAGCCACUUCAAGAAGAAAGCUGUUUUUGUCAAAAGGUACUAUUAAUUGUAGCAAGUAAAUCUUAAGAUUUGAAUUUUUAAGAUUUUAUUUCUGUGUUCACUAAAGAUCUUUCCACAAGUAAUAGAUUAUAAUUGAUAAGUAAUACUAGCUAUAGUGUUAAUAAAGAGUAAGACUAUCACCACCAGGAAUAAGUAACACCUUUUAAUAAUAAAUCUAUUCCUAAUAGGUAUGUUUUCAAUACUGCACUGAACAAAGUGGGUAAAGAGCCCUUUGAAAUCUUAUUGUAAUAAAGGGACUUACCUCACCACUGGAAUCCUUGUUUUCAGAGCCUCUGGAUUUUCAGCCAAACACUGAAUUUCUCCUAAACUUUAUCCCUGAAACAUCCCUAGAGAACGAACUUUAUUUUCACAAGAAAAUAAGGCACAAUAAGGGGGAAGAACUUAAACCUCAACAUAAUAUCGUGUCCAAAAAUGUGUAUUUAGAAAAAUAAAAUCCUGUGGAGUUUGUUAUCCUAAUGUUUAUUUUAUACUAGAUAAGGUGACUUGUUUUCUUGUAUUGAGGUCUUACUGUUUCAGAUUUGUUUUUGUUUCUGUUCUAACUCUAAGCAGACAGAGCUCACAAGUCUUUGGCAUCCAUUUUAGGUUGUACACUCAGAGUCAUCUUAUAACUGGAAACUGUCAGGUGGUCCCCCACCCCAGUGAGUGUAUGAAAGAGUCAAGAAAAAGAUUGGAAACAAACUAUUGGGUGAAUAAUUGGUUGCUCUAUUAUUAUUAUUAUUAUUAUUUGCCUUUUUUUAAUCACCAUUUAUUUGUGUAAUCUUUCUCCAUUGAUUGGCUGUCAUUCUUAUAAUAUCUGAACUACCCCAUAAAAUAAUUCUCUGACUUAAAGGCAUUUAGCUUUUGCUUAUCGUUUUUACAUCCUCUAUUCAACUAAGACACUGUCUUGAGAGUUAUUUUUUCCAGAUGGAUCGUUGGCCUAAAUUUUCACACUUCUCCCCUGUUCAUCCUUUUUCCUCUUCCCUGCUUCCUGGGAAUAAAAGGAACUUUUUUAAAAAAAUUAAUUAGUCCACAGGUCUCAUUAUCUUUCUUUAUGAUUAAUCUAUGACUUUUUGGUACAAGAACAAUGGAAAAAGUGAAUUAAGGUAAUGAACAAAACCUUUCACCCACUUAAACAUUUUCCAGUUUUGAGAUUCCUCUUCGUGUUUGUGGUGUCUUCCCCUUGUUACCCCUUCUGCCCUUUUUCUCUGACUAUGGUAAUUUGGUCUUUAGGCUCAUAUCAGUCUCCCCGAGACAUUCUGCAGUCAUUAUCACCUUUUUGGGUGGAUUUUAUUUUGUUUUAUUUUGUUUUUUUUAAAAAAAUAACUUUUUAACAUUGGUGCAUAUUUGCUUGGGAUAGAGCUUGUGUAAUUUACCAAUCGUAUUGAUUGUAAGUGAUUGUGCCCUGCAGAGGUAUAUUUAACAAGACAAAAAUAAUCUUGGUUAAUAAAGGAGCCCAUGAGAUUUGAGUCAGGUUGUAAGUGAAAUCACUUACACUUUUGGAUAGAAUUUAUACUCCUGCUCUUAUAAAUCAGUGGUAGACUUACCAUUUUUUAAAGUUUUCUUGCAUUUUUUUGUUUUUUUAUUGCCACAGCUCCCUAUUCUUUCUUGCCUGCCUCCACCCCCCUGUUCAGGAAAAAAAAAAAUUGAGCCUUAAAGUGACAGCUGAUUUUUUAAUUGCUGAAUUUUGUGAAAUUUUACUUUUUCCAAGUGUUUCCAACUUUAAAAAGAGAAGUGAAGACAAAUAGGUUGGAAUGGUGAAGACAAAUGGAUUGGAAUUUCACAGGCUGUGAAUAAUUCCUUAGGAUCUGGCAAACCGUGAAGUCUUAUUUGAAGACCUUAUCUCCUGAGAGUUCUUUUGGAGUAGGAAAAAGAACCCUAUUUGAAAUAGACCGUUUUUCUCUUGUUUUUAAUCUGUUUAAUAUUUCUGAUUUUUAAGCAGCUUUCAAAACAAGUGUGGUGGAAAAAAAGAAAUAGUAGUAGGAAGAUGUUUAGGGCAGCAGAACUCUGGGUCUAAAUAAGUACAUGUUCCCACUUGUUGCCGAUUUUUGAGAGUACUAGGGCCAUCUUUCUCAAUUUUGUAUUAUUUGUGUGCAUGUUUAUAUCAAAGAUGCCCAUUUUGUUAAAAUGCUAUUUCCUUUAUUACCUUGGAAACUGACUCAGCCUCAUGUUGCUCCUAAUUAGUGUUUAAGGCUCCCAUGAGUUGCAGAUAAAAUGAUUUAUUUUAACAAGUAGAAGGAGGUGAUUCACCUUUUGGAUUGUAAAUAUAUGAAAAUGUCUACAAGGUCUUUAUCUGCUUUCUGUCAGCAUUUAUAUUAAAUGAUAAAUUAAUGAGGAACGUGUGUAUUUUGUAAAUGAGUGUGUGCCAUCUUAUUCUAAUCUUGAGAUUACUUUCUUACACGUUUUUAAUGGAGGGGGCUUUUUUAGGUGAAAAAUAAAGAAAUGGCUAAUCUGCAUGAGCAAACACA
This is a messenger RNA of Homo sapiens (human), 11454 nucleotides long. It is a transcript of the gene RC3H1, whose product is annotated as ring finger and CCCH-type domains 1. Gene Ontology annotation, cellular component: P-body; cytoplasmic stress granule; cytoplasm. Gene Ontology annotation, molecular function: miRNA binding; RNA stem-loop binding; metal ion binding. The record is from RefSeq and is a predicted model, not a curated record. NCBI's taxonomy places the organism in Eukaryota, Metazoa, Chordata, Mammalia, Primates, Hominidae. The transcript has 20 exons. Gene Ontology annotation, biological process: negative regulation of germinal center formation; P-body assembly; protein ubiquitination. The coding region runs from base 413 to 3817 and encodes 1134 amino acids.